AUGGACAAACUCAAGGCGGCAAUUUUGAUCAUCUCAGAUACGGCAUCUGAAGAUCCUACAUCCGAUCGAGUUGUCGAUGCAUUAACCCCCAUCUUGGCCGCAGAAGGGAAGUGGGAACCCCCCGCAUUCAAGAUCGUCCCCGACGAUGUCUCCCUGAUCCAGCAAGCCCUGUGCGAGUGGACCGAUGGCCCCAAUUGGUAUAAUCUCGUUCUACUCAGUGGAGGAACAGGUUUCGCAGUCAAGGAUAACACUCCGGAAGUUGUUGCCAUGAUGGCAAGACCGGUGGCUGGUGUCCGUGAUAAGAGUUUGAUCAUCACCUUGCCUGGAUCACCAAAGGGUGCAACGGAGAAUCUGGAGGCUGUGGUGAAGCUCCUGCCGCAUGCCUGUCUACAGGCUGCGGGUGCCAAUUCACGGAAUCUCCAUGCUGGAGGUGUGAGGAAGCUUGAAACAGAGGCUGGUGUUGGUGGCAGCCAACACUCUCAUCAUCACCAUCACCAUCACCACCACCACCACCAUGAUCAUGGACAUGGCCACAAAGUCCCCAAAGCGCACACUGCGCCAUCGGACAGGCCACAGUCCAACGAUCCUAACGCAGGACCUAACCGGCGCUAUCGCUCCUCACCUUAUCCGAUGCUGUCCGUAGAUGAGGCACUUCAGCAGAUCAACGAGCAGACUCCCGAGCCUGAAGUGGUUGAAGUUCCUGUAACCACCUCUUUAAUAGGCUCGGUGAUUGCGGAAGACGUCUGCGCCGCGGAAUCAGUCCCGGCAUAUCGCGCUAGCAUCGUCGAUGGGUACGCAGUCAUUGCUCCAGACUCCAAGACUAGUGGCCAGUCUACCAAGGGCAUCUUCCCCGUAGCGUCCAUCACCCAUGCCAAUGUCGGUGGAAACCUAGAGCCCCUGCAGCCAGGCACUAUUGCCAGAAUCACCACUGGUGCCCCUCUUCCCCCGAACGCAAAUGCCGUCGUCAUGGUUGAAGACACAACCCUGGCCUCAUGCACCCCCGACGGCAAAGAGGAAGCGACAGUCGAGAUUCUCACCGACGAGGUCAAGCCCGGUGAGAACGUUCGCGAACCCGGCAGCGAUGUCACACUUGGCUCCAAGAUCCUUGUCCGCGGCGACUUGAUCACCCCCGUCGGUGGAGAGAUCGGCCUCCUAGCCUCAACAGGCACCAAGACCGUCAAGGUCUUCCGCAAGCCGCGCGUAGGCGUCCUGAGCACAGGCGACGAACUCGUAGAACACGACGACCCCAGGGCUCUUACAGGCGGUCAGAUCCGUGACUCCAACCGCCCAUCACUCAUCUCCUGUCUGAAAUCCUGGGGCUUCGAGACCAUCGAUCUAGGCAUCGCACGCGACACACCAGCCAGCGAACUCGAGCUUGCCCUCCGCGACUCUCUCCGCGGUGUCGGCCGUGCCUCAACCAGCGUUGACGUGAUAAUCACAACAGGUGGUGUGUCAAUGGGUGAGCUGGACCUCUUGAAACCAACCAUCGAACGAUCCCUCGGCGGUACAAUUCACUUCGGUCGUGUUUCCAUGAAACCAGGCAAGCCAACCACUUUCGCUACAAUCCCAUUCAAACCCACCGGUGAUCAAACCCAGCAAGAACGCCAAUCGAAACUCAUCUUCUCGCUGCCUGGUAACCCGGCUUCGGCACUGGUUACUUUGAAUCUGUUCGUUCUUCCUUCGCUGCACAAACUCUCGGGCUUGGGCCAUAGUUCGCAAAGCUUGGCUUCUAAGCCUUGGCUUGCGCCGCAGCUGGGUCUUCCGCUCGUUGCUGUUGUUUUGAAUCAUGCUUUCCCGCUUGAUGCGAAGCGCACGGAAUAUCACCGUGCCGUGGUCACGGCGUCGAGAUCGGAUGGCCGGUUGUAUGCUACUAGUACGGGAGUUGAGGGUGCUGGGCAGAGAUCUUCCAAGGUGGGAAGUCUUGCUAAAGCUAAUGCACUGGUGGUGCUGCGGCCUGGGAGUGGAGUUGCUGGUAAAGGGGACAUUUUUGAGGCUUUGAUGAUGGGAAAUGUCCAUGGUUCCAAUUAG
Molecule: messenger RNA, 2028 nt
Organism: Penicillium olsonii
Lineage: Eukaryota; Fungi; Ascomycota; Eurotiomycetes; Eurotiales; Aspergillaceae
Source: the annotation of a GenBank genome assembly